Molecule: messenger RNA, 669 nt
Organism: Pygoscelis adeliae (Adelie penguin)
Lineage: Eukaryota; Metazoa; Chordata; Aves; Sphenisciformes; Spheniscidae
Product: killer cell lectin-like receptor subfamily F member 1
Exons: 6
Coding region: 1-669 (222 amino acids)
Source: RefSeq, a predicted model, not a curated record
AUGGGAUUUUUUGCCUUUUCUAUGCAUUCAGGCUGCCGACACGGGCGCUCAGCCUGGUUCUAUGUGGCGCUGGUCCUGGGAGUCCUUGUGCUCGUCCUGCUGGGUGUCAUAGCCGUGCUAGCCAAGCAAUUUUUGAAGGGCAGAGCAGGAAACUCGGAAAGUUCGUCCCAGUAUGGUCUAAAUAGCACUGGUGAUCACAUUCCUUCAGAGAAAACUGUCUCGGCAGUGCUCCUGAAAUGGCUCAUGGAGGAACUGUGUGAAGACGGACAAGGAACAACAUGCGAGCUGUGUCCUCCAGGGUGGCAACUACACAGGGGGAGAUGUUACUACUUCUCUGAGGAGGCUGUAAGCUGGGAUGACAGCCAGAAUAACUGUCUGGCCAGGAAAUCCCAGCUUCUUGUCAUUGAAGAUGAAAUUGAGAUGGAAUUCAUAGACAAUAUAGAGAAAGAUACCAAAUAUAUCUGGAUUGGAUUGAAGAUUCAAGACAUGAAGAAACAACAGAGUUCAGUUGAAGAUCCCAAAGGAGAAGAAAACAGGAUAGCUAUAAAUAGAAUAGGUACUGACAAGAACUGUGCUGUUUACAGAAGAAAAAACAUGAUCCAAGCAGAUAACUGCCAGACUUUAAAGAAGUGGAUCUGUAAGAAGAAUGCAACUUUGUUGGUGGUCUGA